AUGAUGGAGGUCAAAGAACCUUGCAAACCAAAAGUCAACCCAAGAGCAAGGGCUACUGCUGAGAUUGACGUGAUUCCACCUGAAGUCUUUGCCGUUCGUGGUGGCUUUCUUCGUCCGAAAGCAAAAAAUGAGAACCUGCUUCAUCGACGAAAUGUGAUUGAAACGAAGAAGGACGAAAGGCCCAUCGUGCCCCGACGAAUAGACAGUGUACUAUCUCGAAAGGCCCUUUCGUCUCAUGUUAACAAACGACGUGGGACAGUGAAUGAUGGUGUUGCUGAUACUGAAGAUAUGAAUGAAGAACACAAAACUUCAGCUAAGUUUGAGAGCGACCAUCAGAAUGAUAGUAUUCUUCCACUGAAGAAGGUCGAAGUCCCAUCUCUCCGUGCUCGGAUGACUCGAGACAUGUCGGAAAUCACUCUGAAUGCUUCCCAACAUCCCGAACAAACAGAAGACAUUGUUUUGAGCCCACUUCACAAAAACAAAGCAAAGAAAAGUGUAAUCUCGCCACAAAGAAAACUCAUUCCUUCAGUAUUAUGCCAAAUGUAUCCUGACUUUGAACCAAGCGAAAGCGGUGUCGGAGGCAGGCCAUAUGUGUCAUUCCAGGCGUCGGGUGACGAAUCAGUGUUGUCGUCACUCGACUAUGAUGGUUUUGAGGAAGACUCCUAUGGGGACCAUGCCGAUGUCAAUGUUUCUAUGAGGUCGCAGUUAUCACACCUAUCGGCAAGAACUCCUACACUGUCCCCACUUGCGGAAGAAGAGGAUUCCGAACAGGAGUCUGGUGGCGCUUUUUCAAAAAAUAAACGCCCCUCCGUUGCCUUCUUUCCGUGGCCAAAGCGUCAAAUCUCCUCAACACCAGCAGUCGCUGAGAAGACCAUGGAUGGAGCAUCGAAGAAGCCGCGAGGAACGACAUUUCGCAUGCCGACUUUCAAGAAGAUUUCCAUACGAGGAAGGUUUAGUACGAUGAAGCUACGAGAUGGUACAGUAGUAGGUAGAGCCUAG
Messenger RNA from Cylindrotheca closterium, 999 nucleotides. Lineage: Eukaryota; Bacillariophyta; Bacillariophyceae; Bacillariales; Bacillariaceae. The record is from the annotation of a GenBank genome assembly.